UCCCCUGUUCUGACAGAGGAUGAUUUCAGCACAGUGUCCAGUGUGGAUGAGCUGCUCCAGCUGCUGCUCCCCGAGUAUAGUCUGCUGCAGCACUGUCUGAGGAAGAAGUCAUGGCCUUCAUCUUUUUCCUCUGCUGUUCCGCCACUGCAGCCUGAUGACGAUCUGUGGCGUCCAGAACCCGUUUAUAAAUUUGAUGGAACUUUAGGAGUGAUCCUUGAAGAGAUCCAGAAGACUUCCUGCCAGCCCAGAGAAGUGUGUGUUGAGGUUUCCAAAGAAUACCCUGACUCCACGAGCCAGCUCUACCUCCCUCGAUGUGUGGCUCUGCACCGCUGUGGAGGAUGCUGCAACACUGAAGCCUUCUACUGCACAAAUACAAGCCAUUCUCUGGUCAAUAAAACACUAAUGGAGCUUACCCCACCCCGCAUGGAAAGGGCUGUAGUCAUGGUAACCUUUGUCAACCACACUUCAUGCGAGUGCUUAUCCAAGAGGCCUCUGCACAGCAUCAUAAGAAGAGCCACAGACCACCUGUGUUCCCCGCCUGACAUUCCCUGUGCUGCAGGCUCACUGUGGGACCCUGUCAGCUGCAUGUGUGUCUCUAUGGAGACCAUCAACUACUCCCAGCGAGAGACAGAGGUUCUGGACUCUGGCUUGCUGGCUCUGUGUGGGCCUAACAGAGUUUUGGAGGAGUCGACUUGUGAGUGUGUGUGCCGAAACGGCCUCACUGAAGCCAGCUGUGACCUGGGCUGGAAACUGGACCAUGACACCUGUGAAUGUCAGUGUGAGGGUCCGGGAGAGGGGAAGUGGUGCCCCUCUGGACAAAGAUGGGACGAGGAUCUGUGCGGUUGCGUGUGUGAUGCUACAUGCCCCGGUAACCAGCCCCUGAACCCUGACACUUGUCUGUGUCAGUGCAGAGAGAGCCCACAGACCUGUCUACGGCAAGGCAAGAGGUUCAACCCCAACACAUGCAGUUGUUACAGGCUACCAUGCAGGAAGCCCAGACGAGUGUGCCAGGCAGGAUUUUACUACAGCCACCAUGUCUGCCAGUGCAUCCCCAACUACAUGAGGCCAGAGUGGAACUAACACAGCACUGGAGGAUGCUACAGCAAAAGUUCCCGGAAAGUGAUUUACUGAUUAAAACUUACUGGGAUGUUUGAUGCACUUGGCCCUGUGCCCUGUGUAAAUACCACAGUGGUAACUGGAAGCACCCGGUGAUACCUGGGGGCGGUGUAAAAAAGCAUGACAAGGAGGCGGGCUUGUCCAAUCAGAGGAGGCUCUGCGGCGGCGUGUUGGAGCAGGACGCUAAAGCCCCCAUGGCAGCAUGAAACGGAAAGUGGAAUAACAUAAUAACAGAGCUCGCUCCAUACUUUCACCAGACUGCGUUAAAUACGCUCAAGGCGACAGCAAAUGAGAUAUCUGAGAGGACGUAUUCACUACACGCGUAACAUGAUGUCAGUGCAUGUCCUAUGUAGAAAUGAUAGGUGUGUGGCCCAUCCAAGUACAAUACUGUAUUGUACCUAGAUUUUUCUUGUUCCGAAAGAGACUUAAAAAUGUCCCAUAUUUUCAAAGCUUAAUUCUUUGCCAUGACUGUCUGUAGGCCCUAUUGAUGCUUUUUGAGGCCUUCAAUCACCAAUCAAGUAUCAUUACAUUUGGGAAAACCUAGCCUUGUAAUUUAUGUAUUAUGAACUGUAAAUAUUUUAUUUAAAAUUUGUGAUUGUUAAAUGUUGUAUUUAAUGGAAACUGAAAAAUUCCUUUGUAAAUAUUGUUAUUGCCAGUAAUUCGUGGUACAGUUGUUGCAAUUCUAAGGUUAUAGUUAAACAUAAGCAAGCGUACAGAUAAACUUGUUUAGCCUGGCCAGACAAGAUUAUGCUUUUCCCAGUCUGGAUUUAGGCAGGCUAAUAGUUACUCUCAAAAAUAGGGACUUGUGUGCAAAUAAUUUCCCCCAGAUUUAAAAUUGGAUACCUCAGCAUUAAACUUCAGGGUAAAAAUGUGAACAACACUAGUGCUCAAGUACUAUGUAGAGAAAUAAAACCAUUAAACAGCCAAACAUGGAACAUCUACUUUGGUAGUGUAGACACACCUGUGCAGUAUUCCCAUGGUAUCUUGUUUCA
Boleophthalmus pectinirostris (great blue-spotted mudskipper) is the source of this 2108-nucleotide messenger RNA. RefSeq names its product vascular endothelial growth factor C-like. NCBI's taxonomy places the organism in Eukaryota, Metazoa, Chordata, Actinopteri, Gobiiformes, Gobiidae. The transcript has 7 exons. Gene Ontology annotation, cellular component: membrane. Gene Ontology annotation, molecular function: chemoattractant activity; growth factor activity; vascular endothelial growth factor receptor 3 binding. The record is from RefSeq and is a predicted model, not a curated record. Gene Ontology annotation, biological process: sprouting angiogenesis; positive regulation of angiogenesis; positive regulation of endothelial cell proliferation. The annotation marks the transcript as partial.